GUGUGUGUGGGUGGGGGUGUGUGUGUGUGUGUGUCUGUUCAGCCACAAGUCUCCCCAACAGACAUUGAGGCAAUUUGAGAGCCACUGAAAGAGAAGUUUCGCGCAAGCGCGGCUCCUGUUUGUUUGACCUGAGUCACGCAGCAGCAGCGCUGGGGAUCGCGAGUGAGUGACUGAGUGAGUGAGUGACUGAGUGAGUGAGUGACUGAGUGAGUGAGAGAGAGACAACACAGCACAACAUGGUGUUUGAGUCGGUGGUCGCUGAUCUGCUGAACAGGUUUUUGGGGGAUUACGUGGAGAACCUGGACAAGUCCCAGCUCAAGCUGGGAAUAUGGGGAGGAAAUGUGGUCCUUGACAACUUGCAAAUCAAAGAAAAUGCACUUAAUGAUCUAAACGCUCCUUUCAAAGUUAAGGCUGGCCAGAUCGAUAAGCUUACUUUGAAGAUCCCAUGGAAAAAUUUGUACAGUGAAGCAGUGGUAGCAACAUUGGAUGGCUUGUAUGUGUUGGUUGUUCCAGAAGGAAGUAUCCAGUAUGAUGCAGAAAAGGAAGAGAAACAGUUCCAGGAAAAUAAGCAGAAAGAGCUAUUGAGAAUUGAAGAUGCCUUGCAAAAAGCAGCAGAAAAAGGUACCUCUUCAGGAGAAUUUUUGUUUGCCCUGGAAAGCUAUGUUUAUAAAGACAUCAAGCCUGGAAUUAAACAUAAAAAGUCUAAAAAACAUUUUAAGAAAUUAAAAGCACAAGCACGUUUGAAAGAUAAACCCAAAGAAGAAAAAAAGGAUAGCUUUGUGGAAAAGCUUGCAACUCAAGUCAUUAAAAACCUACAAAUUAAAAUAACAAGCAUUCAUGUGAGAUAUGAAGAUGAUAUUACAGAUCCCACAAGACCCAUCUCUUUGGGUGUCACACUACGGGAACUUAGUUUGCAGACUGCAGAUGAAAAUUGGAAACCAUGUAUACUGAAUGAUGCUGCAAAAAUAAUCAACAAGCUUGUUCGCCUGGAUUGUCUUUGUGCCUAUUGGAACGUGAACAGUUCACUGCUUUAUCAAAGCUCAAGAGAACAGAUUUUGAGACAGCUGACAGAAGGAAUAGCUUCAAGUGCUCAUGAACCCAAAGAUUAUCAGUACAUUUUUAGACCUAUGUCAGCAUCUGCUAAACUGUGUAUUAACACUUCCUCUGAUGUUGAACUGAAUUCACCCAAAAUGAAAUUGGACAUGGAGGUGCAGAGCAUUGACAUAGAGAUGACUAAGAAGCAGUAUCUUAGCAUGAUGGAUCUUCUGGAAUCUGUGGAUUACAUGGUUAGAAACAUCCCUUACAGAAAAUACAAACCAAAUGUCCCAGUUCAUAAAAAUUUCAAUAAAUGGUGGCAGUAUGCAAUCACCGGAAUUCUGGAAGUUCAUAUCAGGAGAAAAAGUCAAAUGUGGUCAUGGAAAACUAUCAAGAGUCACAGACAAAAUCUGAAAGCCUACAAGCUAUCUUACAAGAACAAGUUGAUGCAGACCAAGCCUUCUGAUGAAUUACUGAAACAACUUCAGACUCUGGAGAAAUUACUGGAUGUCUUUAAUAUCACCCUAGCAAGACAACAGGCCCAUGUUGAGGUAAUUAGAUCCGGACAUAGGAUGUUGGGAAAGAAGGGAGCAGAGAAACAGAGUGGAGGAUGGUUCAGUGGGCUGUGGGGGAGAAAAGAUUCAAAGAAGAAGGGUGAAGAGGAAGUAAAAUCUGUACCAGAAAGUAUCAAUGACCUAAUGACUCCGGAAGAAAAGGCUAAGUUGUACACAGCUAUCGGAUACAGUGAGAGCUACCACAACUUGACACUACCAAAACAGUAUAUCGCAAAUGUGCUGAUGUUCAAGUUGGUCACGACCUCCAUCACCAUCCGAGAGGAACCAAAUGUUCCAGAGAUUCUUAAAGUACAGACGAUUGGCUUGAGCAUGUGUGUUUCCCAGCGCCCUGGAGCACAAGCGCUAAAAGUGGAAACUCGAUUGGAACACUGGUAUGUAACUGGUUUGAAACAGCAAGAUGUAAUUCCAUCUCUCAUUGCUUCUGUUGGAAGUCCCAAAUCCUCCUUACUCAACGUCUGUUUUGAGAUUAAUCCGGAGGAAAGCAAUGCAGAUCAGUUAUUAAAUGUCCAGUCCCAGCCUGUGGAAAUGAUUUAUGAUGCUCAAACAGUAAAUAGUUUGGUAGAAUUUUUCCAGACUAACAGAGGAUUGGAUCUUGAACGCCUGACUUCGGCGACUUUACUGAAAUUAGAGGAAAUCAAGGAGAGGACUGCAACAGGUCUAUCGCAUAUAAUUGAAACACGAAAAGUGCUUGAUGUUCGAAUCAACCUUAAGCCAUCUUACCUGGUGGUUCCACAGACUGGAUUCUACAGUGGCAAAUCAAACUUACUUAUUUUGGACUUUGGUAGUUUCCAGUUAAACAGUAUCAACCACAGUGAUCAGAAAGUGACAUCUCCAAGUUUUGCAUCACUGGAGGAAAUUUUGGAUCGAGCCUAUGAAAAGUUUGAUGUGAAGCUCAAAAAUGUUCAGUUGUUGUUCAGCAAACCAGAUCAAGACUGGAAGUCUGCUCGGAUCCAGCAUUCCUCUUCUCAACAUAUAUUACAGCCUAUGAAUGUUGAAGUGGAGAUUGCUAAAGCUAUGGUGGAAAAAGAUACCAGAAUGCCUAAAUUUAAAGUCUCGGGUGAACUGCCUUUGUUCCACGUCGCAAUGUCAGACGAGAAGAUAAAAAGUCUUUUUGAACUUGCUGAUAGUAUCCCCUUUCCUCAGAAGCAGUUCUCUCCUAGAUUGCCUACCAAAGCAAAGGUAUCUUUAUCUGCAAGAUCACAAAAGGCCUUUGACCCUAGUCUCGUAAAUGUUGGAUCCGUAGGAUUGCUAGAAGCAGAUGAUUCAGGUUCUCAAGAAUCAGAAGAGGAAUUCAGAGCUGAAGAUGCUAAAUUGACAAGUAAGGAAACACUGGCAGCUGGUGAUGCGCCACUCUAUGAUGAUCAUAACGAGGAUGCAGCAAUCGAAGAGCUGACCGAUUUGCAGUUGAAGUUUGAGAUUAAAGAGGUAGUUGUAGAACUCACCAGGAAAGAAAACCAGGAGAAACCGUUCCUUGUUUUCAGUGUGUCUCAGUUAGGUACUGAAGCCAAAAUUAGAACAUUUGAUUUAACAGCUACGUCAUAUUUGAAGAAAAUCAACUUGGAUUAUUGUGAAAUUCAAGGUGCUGAUAAUCAACCACUUCACCUGAUAAGUUCUGCUGAUACUCUGGGAUCCAAUCUGCUGAAAGUGGAAUAUGUUAAGGCUGAUAAAAAUGGUCCACAAUUCAAAGAAAAUUAUGACAACACUGAACAGAUGGUUAAGGUUACCUUUUCUUCUCUUGAUUUUCUUCUUCACACAAAAGCAAUACUUUCAACCAUAAAUUUCCUGACAACUGUUACACCAUCAGACCAUUUUGGCUCUGUUGAUAAGAAUCGUGAAGCAAAGGUACUCGCAGGGAGUCAGAACAAAGAGACUACAACAAAGACAGUUUCAAAACGUUUGAAGGAUACCGAUCUGUUCAAUUUCAAGAUGUUUGCUGAACUGGAUGCAUUCAAUGUGGCUGUAUGUGACGAAACAUGCAAUAUUGCAGAUAUUAAAGUACAAGGAAUGGAUGCAUCGGUUUUUGUGCAGGCCAAGCAGAGUGAAGUCUUUGCAAGACUCAGGGAUAUUAUUGUUACAGAUGUUGACUUGAAAACAAAGGCUGUUUCCAUUGUUGGAAAGGAAGUCUUCAAUUUCAAUCUAAUCUUGUAUCCAAAUGCUGUUGUUAGUGAGACCUACACGGAUAUGUCGAAAGUGGAUGGUAAAAUCACAUUACAAGUGGGAUGUAUUCAGAUUGUCUAUCUGCAAAAAUUCAUUAUGUCAUUGCUGAACUUUUUUGACAACUUUCAAACUGCAAAGGAAGCGAUAAGCGCAGCCACAGCUCAGGCUGCAGAAAAAGCAGCCUCCAGCGUGAAAGAUUUUGCGCAGAAAAGUUUCCGGCUGUCGAUGGACAUUCAUUUGAAAGCUCCAGUUAUCAUUGUCCCCGAGUCCUCCACCUCCACGAAUGCUGUGGUUGCAGAUUUGGGUUUGAUAACUGUCCGUAAUGAGUUUACUUUAAAUCCUGCUGAAGGAUUCUCAAUGCCAGUUGUGAUAGACGUCAUGGAUAUUCGGCUGACUCAGUUGAAGCUAUCCAGGACUAUUCUGCAGAGCACCUCUCCUCAGCCUGAUAUUCAGAUGCUGCGACCCAUUGACCUACAAUUGUGUGUGAAAAGAAAUUUGGCAGCAGCCUGGUAUCACAGAAUCCCAGCUGUUGAAAUCAAAGGGGAUUUGAAAACCAUGAAUAUUGUUCUCAGUCAGGAAGAUCUCACUGUUCUCAUGAAAGUUCUUGAGGAGAACUUUGGUGAAGGUGCCAAAGAAUCAAGUACAUCAAAACCACUCAAGGAUGAAGCAACACGAACCCUGAAAGAUCUCAAAGAGACAUCUAAAUCUGAAUCAAUUGUCAUAAGCCAGCUACUGGAAACCACGAAAGAAGAAUUAAGCGACAUUGUAAAUGUUCAGCUGAAUUUUGAAAUCAAAGAGGUGGUUGUCGAACUGAGAAAGCAAGUGAAGCAGCAGAAGAAUCCCUUUCUUGAAUUUCACGUUAUGCAAUUGGGAACUGAAACCAAAGUAAGAGAGUAUGACCUGAGUGCAACUGCAUACUUAAAGAGUAUCAGUCUGAACUGUCAUGAAUUUACAGAUUCUAAUCACAAACCACUUGGUUUGAUCAAUUCAUCAGAAACAAAAGGUGCAGAUCUUCUGAAAGUGGAAUAUAUCAAGGCAAAUAGAAAUGGACCACAUUUCAAAACUACAUUUGACAACACUGAACAAAUGAUGAGAGUUGCCUUCUCUUCUCUUGACCUGAUUUUGCAUACACAAGCCUUACUUUCAGUCAUGAAUUUUAUGGCAGAAGCAUUUCCGUCCAGUAGUAUCAAAGAUCAUGAGACAAAAACAUAUACAGAAGGAUAUGAAAAAAAGGCUCUGGUAAAAGCAGUAUCCAGAGAUUCUGAGGUUGAAGUUUUGGGACUCAAGCUUUCUGCUGUGCUUGAUGCAUUGAACAUUUUUGUUUGUGAUGAAAAAUUCAGCAUCGCUGACAUCAAAAUACGAGGUAUGGAUGCAUCUGUUUCUGUGCAGUCAAAACAGACAGGAGUUUUUGCCAGGCUCAGGGAUAUCAUUGUUAUGGAUGUUGACUCAAAGACUCUCCAUAAAAAGGCUGUCUCCAUCAUUGGUGAUGAAGUCUUCAGCUUCAAAAUGUUUUUGUAUCCUGAUGCCACUGAGGGCAAGGCCUACACUGACAUGUCAAAAGUAGAUGGGAAAGUAGUGUUGCAAGUGGGCUGCAUUCAGAUCGUUUAUCUGCACAAGUUCCUUAAGUCACUGCUGAACUUUUUUGACAACUUCCAAACUGCAAAGGAAGCGUUAAGCGCAGCCACAGCUCAGGCUGCAGAAAAAGCAGCCUCCAGCGUGAAAGAUUUUGCGCAGAAAAGUUUCCGGCUGUCGAUGGACAUUAAUUUAAAAGCUCCAGUUAUCAUUGUCCCCGAGUCCUCCACCUCCACGAAUGCUGUGGUUGCAGAUUUAGGUUUAAUAACUGUCCGUAAUGAGUUUAAUUUGCACCCUGCUGAAGGAUUCACAAUGCCAGUUGUGAUAGACGUCAUGGAUAUUCAACUAACUCAGCUGAAACUUUCAAGAACCUUUCGAAACAAUGACUCGGUACAGCCUGACAUUCAAAUUUUGCAACCUGUGAACUUGCUGUUGAAAGUAAAGCGAAAUUUAGCUGCAGCUUGGUACCACAAAAUCUCUGGGAUAGAAAUAAAUGGUGAUCUAAAGGCAAUGAAUGUUACCGUUAGUCAGGAAGAUUUGACUGUUCUUAUGAAAAUCCUGAUGGAAAACCUUGGCGAGGUGACAAAGGAACAGGACAGCGCACCUCAGCCGAGAGAAGAAGAACUGAAUAGAUCAAAAGAUAAUUGUCCUACCCAUGAAACCACCGUAUCUGCAGUCUGUCCCAAAGCAAAAAUAGAAAGUGUGCCCUUUCUGGAAACCGAGUUGGUUGAGACUCUGAACUUUGACUUUAAGUUUGAAUCAUUGUCAGUGAUCCUCUACACCAAAGACCUUAAACAGCCCACUGAGCUCCUGCAGCGACUUGACAGUUUACGCCUGGGGGAAUUCAGGCUGCAUCUCAUUACAGCUUCAGGGAAGAUGUUUACAGAUGGGUCACUCGAAGUUGAAACGAAACUCACCAUGUGCACACUUGAUGACCUAAGAGAAGGCAUUGAAAAAGUUACCUCGAGAAUGAUUGAGAAGAAACAAGGAACUCAAGAAAAUGUAAUGAUUGAGCUCCAGUACAGACAGAAGCCAGAUGAGACGUUGCUGACUGCCGUACUUGACCAUCUGUAUGUUUGUGCUAGUGUGGAGUUCUUACUUGCAGUUGCAGAUUUUUUCAUCAAAGCUGUACCAGAGAGCUCAGCUCUGCCAGGUGACAAAUCUGCCCAGUUGCUUCUGAAACAAACUGGAAAGGCCCCCCUGGACACUGCCAUUGACACUCCAAGACCAAAGAUGACUGUGAAAGCACUGAUAAUGAAUCCUGAAGUUGUAUUUGUGGCCAAUUUAUCAAAAGCUGAUGCUCCUGCAUUAGUAGCAUCUUUCCAGUGUGACUUCUCGAUAAUAAGUGACAAAGAGUCUCAAAAAAUGAUUGCUUUAGUUAGUGAUCUAAAGGUUCUGGCAUGCCCGUUCCUUAAAGAGAAGUCUGGGACAAAUAUAACAACGGUGUUGCAGCCCUGCAGAUUAUUUCUUGACUCAAACCAACCCUUAUCAGGACCACAAAAUAUUGUUUUGAAGGUAGAGGAAGUAGUUGUGAAGGUUUCUCCGAUUAUUCUAAAUACUGUGAUGACAAUUAUGGCAGCAAUGACUCCCAAAUCAAAGGAAGUGGAAGUACAACAAAAAGCAGAUGACACAUCUAACCUCUGGGCAAUAAAGAAUGCCCUUCAUUGCAAUUACUGGUUCCUGGGAGUUGAUGUGGCCUGCGAAGCAACAGAAAUCACAGAUAAAAAGUCUGAAACAACUGGGGAGUCCUUCAAAGUAGAUAUUGAAUUCAUUCAAGUAACACUUGAAUGUGGUCUUGGGCAUCGCACAAUCCCUUUACUUCUGGCAGAGUCGACAUUUUCUGGAAAAAUGCAAAAUUGGACGUCAUUAAUCAGCGUUGAUUCGAACAUGACCCUUGAGGUUCUUUACUACAAUGAAAUGGCUGCAAUAUGGGAGCCUCUGCUGGAGCAAGUUAAUGGUGGACAAAGAAGGUGGAGUUUGAAAUUUAAGAUGAAGAAAAACGAGGUACAGGAUAAAUGUCUCAUUCCAGGAGAUGACUUCCUCCAAAUUCCUGACCCACAGACUGCCAUUUCCAUUUCUUCAAAGGACACCAUGAACAUCACCGUGUCCAAAUGCUGCCUAAACGUUCUGAAUGUUCUUGCCAAGGCAUUUUCUGAAGGAGCUGCCUCAACAUUUGAUUAUUCCCUGAAGGACAAAGCUCCAUACACUUUAAAAAAUGCAUUGGGUAUCCCAAUGAUUAUGCAGCAUUCUUCCAAUCUGUGCUGCAUUGGUUUCGAUCCAGACGAAACGAUAGAUGUAGGGCAGACAGUAGAACUUGAUUAUUCAGCUGUAAAACCCAGAGACCAAGGAAAGCUUUCUGUGUUACAAAGACAAGAAAGUAAUCUUUUCACCUUAACUAUAGUGCCAUUUGAUUAUACAGAAGUAGCAAAUAUUCCUGUUACUAAGCCUGGCCGACGCUUGUACAAUGUCCGUAACCCUUUCAGUGACUAUUCAGUAUCGCUGUUAGCCCAGAUAGAUGUGGUAGAAGGCAAUAAAAGAAUCAUCAUCAGGUCCCCUCUCCAGAUCAAAAACCACUUCUCUAUCUCCUUUAUGGUCUACAAAUUUGUCCCAGAAGGUGGUUUCCUGGAGCCCAUUGGAGUAGCUAAUCCUGAGCAGGAGUUCCAUGUACCUCUGGAUUCAUAUCGAGGUCAAUUGUUCCUCAAACCAGUAGGAGAGCUGGAGAACAAGUUCAAAGAAUCGACCACAUACAUUACAUGGAAAGAGGAGCUUCACAGGAGCUCAGAAGUCCGGUGCACACUGCGGUGCCCUUCAACUGAGCUAAACUUCCUACCGUUCAUUGUAAACACCAUUGCUAUUCCAGAUGAACUGACUUUUAUCAGUAGUCGCGGUGAAGAUGAAUGGGAUCCAGCCUAUAUCAUUCAUCUCCACCCCACAGUUACAAUCAGAAAUCUUCUGCCGUAUAGUCUGCAUUACAUACUGGAGGGAACUGCAGAGUUUCAAGAGCUGGCAGAAGGGUGUUCAGCGGAUGUCUUCCAUUCAAGAAUUAAAGGGGAAAUAAUGGAAUUAGCCCUCAUCAAAUAUCAAGGCAGGAACUGGGUUGGACAUCUUAAAAUCCAGGAUGGACUUUCUGAAUUUUUUCCAAUGUGUUUCACUGCUGAUUCAAAGGAUCGCAUGAGCAUUGAUUUGAUGGUUCAUGUUAGGAAAAUCAGCAGGCGUCUGGUUCUGUCUAUUCACAGCCCAUACUGGAUCAUUAACAAAACCUCGAGAGUCUUGCAGUAUCGUGCAGAAGACGUACACGUGAAACAUCCAAGUGAUUUCCGGGAUGUUGUCCUUUUUUCCUUCAGACGGAAAAAUAUUUUCAGCAAAAAUAAGAUCCAGCUGUGUGUGUCUACCAGCAACUGGUCAUCUAGUUUCUCGCUGGACACUGUCGGAAGUUAUGGAUGUGUGAAGUGUCCUGCCAAAAAUAUGGAAUAUUUGAUUGGAGUAACCAUUAAGAUGAGCAGUUUCAAUGUAACCAAAGUAGUUACAUUAACUCCUUUCUACACCCUGGUGAACAAGUCUUCAUAUGAACUUGAGGUUGGAGAAGUUUUGCCCAGCGGCCCAAUGGAAUGUGGGAAAUGGCUGUACAUUUCAACAGCAGAGUGUCUUCCUUUGUGGCCUGAAACAACAUCAAACAAACUUUGUGUCAGAGUGGUUGGCUCUGAGCAGUCAUCUAAAUCAUUCCAUCUUAACAAACGAGACAAUGGCACAUUAUUAAGUCUUGAACCGUUGUGUGAUGGGGUUAUUGUGGACAUAAAUGUGGCUGAUCACUCCACAGUGGUCAGUUUUACAGACUACUAUGAUGGUGCUGCACCUGCCUUGAUCAUUAAUCACACCUCUGCAGUGAAGUUUAGGUUCAAACAAAGUGGUGUUCAGGAAGAAGUCAUCCUUGAUCCGGGAAAGGCUCGAUUGUUUACAUGGGCUGACCCUGCUGGCAACAGGAAACUUAAUUGGGGAUGUGCAUGGAAAACGGGGGAACUUGAUCUGUUCAAGGAUCAGUUUGGCCAGUUCCUUGGUGACCAGAAUACUCAGAUUCACUGGGUGUCUUUCCUUGAUGGACGACAACGGGUGUUACUCUUCACUGAAGAUGUUGCUGUUGUUUCGAAAGCACGACAGGCUGAGGAUUUGAAACAAUUUGAAAAAGAGAUCACUGUUUCACUUCACAGCCUAGGACUGUCCCUUGUUAACAAUGAGAGCAAACAGGAAAUUGCUUACAUUGGAAUUACCAGUUCUGGCGUUGUGUGGGAAAUGAAACCGAAGCAGCGCUGGAAGCCAUUUAGUCAAAAACACAUCAACCUUUUGGAAUCCACCUAUCAGAAGCACUUCAAUGCAAGGUCCUUUGAAUCCUGGAUUAAGUUGGAGUCUAAUUUUGAGGUUAAUUUCAACACAAUGCAAAUGCGCUUACCUGCCCAGCACAGGAUCAGACGAAACUUCUUGUCAGGAAUUCAUAUUGAAUAUAAACAAUCACCUCAUCACAGGAGUUUACGGGCACAGUUAAACUGGUUGCAGGUUGACAACCAGCUACCUGGUGCAAUAUUUCCAAUUGCGUUUCAUCCUGUUCCUCCUCCCAAGUCCAUUGCAUUGGAUUCAGAACCAAAGCCAUUUGUUGACAUAAGCAUCAUCACAAGAUUUAAUGAGCACAGUCAAGUUAUGCAGUUCAAAUAUUUCAUGGUUCUCAUCCAGGAGAUGGCAGUGAAACUUGACCAGGGAUUUCUCAGUGCUAUUAUUGCACUGUUCACAGCAGCAUUAGAUCCUCUAGCAUCAACUCAAAAGACAAAUCUGAUACACCAUGAUGUAGAAGCAUUAAAGGCAGAGUUGAUGGAAACCUCAAUGACAGAUGUUUCAAGUUUAAGUUUCUUUGAAUACUUGCAUAUUUCUCCACUGAAGGUACAUUUGAGCAUGUCAUUGGACUCAGGAGGAGAGGAAUCCAGUAAAGAUAGGCAGGAAGCAGCACCACUCCAGUCCAUUAAUAUUUUGCUGAAAAGCAUUGGAGCUACUUUAACAGAUGUGGAUGAUCUCAUCUUCAAACUUGCAUUUUUCGAAACUAAAUGCCAGUUCUAUAAGAGAGAUCAACUGAUGUGGACUGUCAUUUCCCAUUAUUCUGAACAAUUUCUGAAGCAGAUGUACGUUCUUGUUUUGGGGCUUGAUGUCCUUGGAAACCCGGUCGGACUCAUCCGAGGCCUCUCGGAAGGUGUAGAAGCAUUCUUCUAUGAACCUUUCCAGGGUGCUGUUCAGGGACCAGAAGAAUUUGCAGAGGGCUUUGUGAUUGGAGUGAGGAGCCUCCUUGGACACACAGUAGGUGGCGCAGCUGGUGUGGUGUCUAGGAUCACGGGAACUGUUGGAAAAGGCUUGGCUGCAAUUACUAUGGAUAAAGAAUAUCAACAGAAACGCAGAGAGGAAAUGAACCGUCAACCCAAAGACUUUGGGGACAGUUUGGCUAGAGGAGGAAAGGGCCUCUUGCGGGGUGUGGUGGGAGGAUUUACAGGAAUCGUCACAAAACCUGUUGAAGGUGCAAAGAAGGAAGGUACAGCCGGUUUCUUCAAAGGAAUCGGCAAAGGUCUGGUUGGAGUUGUUGCACGACCGACGGGUGGCAUCAUUGAUAUGGCGAGCAGCACUUUCCAAGGAAUUAAAAAGGUAGCUGAGUCGACUGAAGAUGUAAAUAAACUGCGUCCUCCUCGCUGCAUCCAUGAAGAUGGGAUCAUCAGAACUUACAACAGAUCUGAAUCUGAGGGAUGUGAAUUGCUUGAGAAACUGGAGAUUCAGAAGUUUGAAGGAGAGAUGUAUCGUAGUCACUAUUCUAUAUAUGGGAACAAAAAUGCAAAUCUGCUCAUCACCAACAGGAGAGUCCUGUGUGUGUCUGAUGAAAUUCUAGGCCAUCUUGGAAGUGACUGGAAUUACACGUUCGAUGAGUUUACACAGCCACCAAUUGUGAAAGGAAAUGUGUUGAGUGUGUUUGUCAAGGAUCAUUCAUUAAUAGGAUUUUCCAUUCCAAAUCAGGACUCAGUGAAAACAAUUAAACUCCAGGAUGGGGACAAGGCAAUGAGGGUUGCCAAUGCCAUUGAAGAAGCUUGGUCCACAAGAAAGCAACAGCAGCUGGUGAAAAGAAAAUCACAAAGAUUUUCGAAACAUUAAGGUCUCGGUUGCUGCCCUAUUGCACAAAAUCUCUAUCCUAAUUUUGACUCUUCUAUAAAACUAUCAUUUGCACUAGACUGUAUAUUUUCCUAAUGAUUGAUUUUAAAAGUAUGAAAUCUUUGGUGUUGAGGUGAGCUAAUUGGUUAGAGACACUGAGCUCAGGAAUGAAGGCCAGUAUUUCAAUGUAAUGUGUGACUGGUGUCAGAAUGUAGACAACUAUUGUCAAUACUCAGAAUGUUCAUUUUGAACUCUGAAAAAGAAUGUAUUUGCAUGUUAAGAAAAAAAUAAACUCAAUUGUACUCAACUGUCAAAGAAAUAAAAUUACCUGGAAUGAC
Callorhinchus milii (elephant shark) is the source of this 11845-nucleotide messenger RNA. It is a transcript of the gene vps13c, whose product is annotated as vacuolar protein sorting 13 homolog C. The record is from RefSeq and is a predicted model, not a curated record. Gene Ontology annotation, cellular component: extrinsic component of membrane. Gene Ontology annotation, biological process: mitochondrion organization; protein targeting to vacuole; protein retention in Golgi apparatus. The transcript has 85 exons. Lineage: Eukaryota; Metazoa; Chordata; Chondrichthyes; Chimaeriformes; Callorhinchidae. The coding region runs from base 237 to 11510 and encodes 3757 amino acids.